AAGCAGUCUCCUCACAUCUGUGCGCAGCGGUGCGAGAGAGAGAGAGAGAGAGAGAGAGAGAGAGAGAGAGCGCAGAUCUCCUCUGAGCGCCUCGUUACUUAUUUGUCGCCCAGUUUUCCUGCGCUCUCGUGCUGUUUGCAAAACCUCAGACUUCACUGAAAUCCCAACAGCAGCUCCACCUUCCAGGGAUGGAGUUCUCCACUCUUCUUCCCGAGCAUCUGGGCGAUUACAGCGAGCACUACCCGGCCGCCGCGACUCCCUUCAACGCGUCGUAUGUCGAUGAUGUGCUCCUCGUGCCCGCAAAAAGUAACGAGACCAGCGGCUCCGCGACCAACAACACUGCGCGCCUCGUCAUCGCCGUUUGCAUCACGGCUCUGUACUCGCUCAUCUGUCUGGUGGGGCUGCUGGGAAACGUCCUGGUGAUGUACGGUGUGGUCAGAUACACCAAGAUGAAGACGGCCACCAACAUCUACAUCUUCAACCUGGCUCUGGCCGACGCGCUGGCCACCAGCACCCUCCCGUUCCAGAGCGCCAACUACCUGAUGCGCACGUGGCCCUUCGGCGAGCCGCUGUGCAAGGCGGUCAUCGCCAUCGACUACUACAACAUGUUCACCAGCAUCUUCACGCUCACCAUGAUGAGCGUGGACCGCUACGUGGCCGUGUGCCACCCGGUCCGGGCCCUGGACUUCCGCACGCCGGCCAAGGCCAAGCUCAUCAACGUGUGCAUCUGGAUCCUGUCCUCGGCUGUGGGGGUCCCCGUGAUGGUCAUGGCCGUCACCAGGACCGAUGCAGGGAGAACUGCCUGCACGCUGAGUUUCCCCACGCCCGACUGGUACUGGGACACGGUGAUGAAGAUCUGCGUCUUCAUCUUCGCCUUCGUGGUGCCCGUCCUGGUCAUCACCAUCUGCUACGGCCUGAUGAUCCUGCGGCUCAAGAGCGUGCGCCUGCUGUCCGGCUCCAAGGAGAAGGACAGGAACCUGCGGCGCAUCACGCGCAUGGUGCUGGUGGUGGUGGCGGCCUUCAUCGUCUGCUGGACCCCCAUCCACAUCUUCAUCAUCGUCAAGACCAUGGUGGACAUUGACAGCAGGAACCUUGUGGUGAUGGCGACCUGGCACCUGUGCAUCGCGCUGGGCUACACCAACAGCAGCCUCAACCCCGUGCUCUACGCCUUCCUGGACGAGAACUUCAAGCGCUGCUUCAGGGACUUCUGCCUGCCGCGGCGCUCGCGGCCGCAGCGCGGCAGCUUCACGCGGGCGCGGAACAGCGCGCGGGAGCCCGCGUCCGUCUGCGCCCCCGCUACGACGGAGACGCCGCCGGCGUGACUAGGCAUGGCCCGGUGGGGAGGGGGGGCCGUUCAGGAUGACCUCCAGACGGAGGUCACGCAGUUCUCCACAACUGGAAUGUGACUGCGGAGCUGCACACGUCUGACUGAGUCAAUGAUGAAUCCCUCGUUUACCUACGCUUAAGAGACACAGUCUUUCUGGAUGUUCUACUACACACACGCACACACACACGCACGCACGCACACACGCACGCACACACACACGCACGCACACACACACACACACACACACACACAUUCUGUUCUGGCUCUAUGUCAUCAUGUCAUCGUGCUGACUGGGCUCUAGCAGAGUUCACAUCCAUAUUAGGACAAGCUCGCAGGACUCACAGAUGUGUGUACACAGUCACGCAGUGAUCAGAUCGUCAGGACAUUGAUCCUAAACAUGGAGAAGGCGACGGAGAAGCCAAACGCAGUUUAUAGAUGAGGUGCAGAAGAACUUGGGAAAAGCCCUAAAAGUACAGACACAGGCCUGGUAGAGCAUUGGCCCCUUCACCGACGCUGCUGUGUUAAUUCUGCAUAUUACAUGUGAUAUUAUAAAUGACUUAAUCUCAUUUUCCUUUGACAAAUAUGUUAUAUAUAAAUUAUAAAUGUAAUAAUUU
This is a messenger RNA of Betta splendens (Siamese fighting fish), 1941 nucleotides long. RefSeq names its product opioid receptor, delta 1b (gene oprd1b). The transcript has 3 exons. Bases 189 to 1322 code for a protein of 377 amino acids. Gene Ontology annotation, biological process: G protein-coupled opioid receptor signaling pathway; neuropeptide signaling pathway. The record is from RefSeq and is a predicted model, not a curated record. Gene Ontology annotation, cellular component: neuron projection; membrane. NCBI's taxonomy places the organism in Eukaryota, Metazoa, Chordata, Actinopteri, Anabantiformes, Osphronemidae. Gene Ontology annotation, molecular function: G protein-coupled enkephalin receptor activity; neuropeptide binding.